ACAAGCAAUGCCAAAGGGAAGGCUGAGUCAUCACCGGAGAGCGGGAAGGGUGGCCACAGCAGCGGAGAGUCCAAACCCCAGAGCUGACAUCACAGAGUACCAUUUCUCCAAGUUGGGGGCUCAGAGGGGAGCCAUCAUGUGCGAUGUCACCAUCGUGAAAGAAGGUUGGGUUCAGAAGAGGGGAGAAUAUAUAAAAAACUGGAGGCCGAGAUACUUCCUUUUGAAGACAGAUGGCUCAUUCAUAGGAUAUAAAGAGAAGCCUCAAGAUGUGGAUUUACCUUAUCCCCUCAACAACUUUUCAGUGGCAAAAUGCCAGUUAAUGAAAACAGAACGACCAAAGCCAAACACAUUUAUUAUCAGAUGUCUCCAGUGGACCACUGUUAUAGAAAGAACAUUUCAUGUAGAUACUCCAGAGGAAAGGGAAGAGUGGACAGAAGCUAUUCAGGCUGUAGCAGACAGACUUCAGAGACAAGAAGAGGAGAGAAUGAACUGUAGUCCAACUUCACAAAUUGAUAAUAUAGGGGAGGAAGAGAUGGACGCUUCCACAACCCAUCAUAAAAGAAAGACAAUGAAUGAUUUUGACUAUUUGAAACUACUAGGUAAAGGCACUUUUGGAAAAGUUAUUUUGGUUCGAGAGAAGGCAAGUGGGAAAUACUAUGCUAUGAAGAUUCUGAAGAAAGAAGUUAUUAUUGCAAAGGAUGAAGUGGCACACACUCUCACUGAGAGCAGAGUGUUAAAGAACACUAGACAUCCCUUUUUAACAUCCUUGAAAUAUUCCUUCCAGACAAAAGACCGUUUGUGUUUUGUGAUGGAAUAUGUUAAUGGGGGAGAGCUGUUUUUCCAUUUGUCGAGAGAGCGGGUGUUCUCUGAGGACCGCACGCGCUUCUACGGCGCAGAAAUUGUCUCUGCCUUGGACUAUCUACAUUCCGGAAAGAUCGUGUACCGUGAUCUCAAGUUGGAGAAUCUGAUGCUGGAUAAAGAUGGCCACAUAAAAAUUACAGACUUUGGACUCUGCAAAGAAGGGAUCACAGACGCGGCCACCAUGAAGACAUUCUGUGGCACACCAGAGUAUCUGGCACCAGAGGUGUUAGAAGACAAUGACUAUGGCCGAGCUGUGGAUUGGUGGGGACUAGGGGUCGUCAUGUAUGAAAUGAUGUGUGGGAGGUUACCUUUCUACAACCAGGAUCAUGAGAAACUUUUCGAACUAAUACUAAUGGAAGACAUUAAAUUUCCUCGGACACUCUCUUCAGAUGCAAAAUCAUUGCUUUCAGGGCUCUUGAUAAAGGAUCCAAAUAAACGCCUUGGUGGAGGACCAGAUGAUGCAAAAGAAAUUAUGAGGCACAGUUUCUUUUCUGGAGUUAACUGGCAAGACGUAUAUGAUAAAAAGCUUGUACCUCCUUUUAAGCCUCAAGUAACAUCUGAGACAGACACCAGAUAUUUUGAUGAAGAAUUUACAGCUCAGACUAUUACAAUAACACCACCUGAAAAAUAUGACGAGGACGGCAUGGACGGCGUGGACAGCGAGCGGCGGCCGCACUUCCCUCAGUUCUCCUACUCUGCCAGUGGCCGGGAGUGAGGCCCGCGCUCUGCUCCUCCGCGGUCAGCUGAGAGUUUCUUCCUCGAGAAGAUUCCUGGACUCCACACCAGUCGUAGCUCUUACAAAGCAGGAGCGCCCCCAGACACCCCGGCCCACGCGCACCCCCACGAGAACACGCCUGUACGCAGACACACCUAUUUGUUUUUGCAUGAAAUUGUAUCUCCGUCUACGGUCUCAUGCUGCUGCUGCUACUGUCUUACUGUUCUAUAAGCAACUUUACGAGGUAAUUUUACAAUCUUUGGAAGUCACGAGCCCGCCAGUGUUCAUUUGUGCACAGUUGUCACCUUUCGAUCCUUUGGUUUUUGUUUUUCCCUAACAGUGAAGGCUAAAUGAGAUACACUGAUUCUAGGUACAUUUUUUAACUUUCUAGAAGAUAAAUCAAAAACUAAUUAGACUAAGAAGACUUAGCGUGUAAUUCAGAACGAGCGGUUGCGGCGGGGCAGUGAUGUGCACAGUCGGGGUUGUAGGAGAGCCUCUCGGCUCAGUGCACAGAGUGGGGAGCGCACGCACACCUGGCUGGAGCCGCAGGGAGGCCUCCGAGCGGAGGCCUGACGCACCGUGGAGCUAGCUCGAUACACACACACUCAGUCCCCACCGGACGCUGCCCAGAAGCCUGCCGCCCCGCCCAGACGUCCACACCUCGAGGGCGGCCGUGGGCAGAUGGACACUGUCCGCCAGGAACGGCGGCCUGUGCUCGGCGAAGGCGGGUCACUUAAUGGGGCUAUGAAACCAUUUGCACCAGAGAGCUUUUUUGUUUUUUUAAUUUUUUCCCUGUGCGUGGAAACCUCUUUCCCUUCUUGAUAUUUAUCACCUCUGAUGGCUGAAGAAUGUAGACAGGUAUAAUGACCCUGCUUCUCACCAAAAUCUGUACACCAAGGUAAACAGGUGUUUGCCUUAUUUGUUUUAAGUUUUUACUUUGAGUUCUACGUGAAUUAGCUUUUUCUCAGAUGUUAAAACUUUGAAUGUCCUUUUACGAUUUUGUUUAUUUUGCAGUAGUAUUUAUUUCUUAGUGAAGAAAACUGUGUGUCAUGUUAGCAAAUGCAGCGCCAACUUAUAUGAAACAGACUCACUGCAGUUAAUUUUGACCCAUGUGCAAGGAUGUACACGCCGAUGAGGCAUGCACUUUUUCUCCUAUGUGACAAAAUCCGAUGAGGCCCUGAAAUUGUACAUCUUGGUUAGAAUCUGGCUUUGAGAGAAGAGAUGCUGUCAUUUAACCCCUUGGUGCUGAAAGUGUGGAAAAUCCCAAACUCUCCAAGCCGAGGGGUUGAUGAGACGAAGGAUGUCGGUGCUGCUCGCUGGAGGACGGACGGGCUCUGGCACCUGGCCGCGUGGCACGGGGGGUGGAGACUGAGCCCCGCGUGACCGUGAGGAGCGAACUUGGCUUGGCAAAACGAACACAUCUCGAGUAUUUACACAGUAGGCAGUAAGGGGUGAGAACCUGGUGUGUUUAUUCUGCUCAUGGUACAUUUAUCACUGAAUUAAGCCAUCAGGGAAAAUACAAAACAACACAAAAAAAGAACACCUCCAACUUUUCUUUUUCUGUAUAUACUCAUGUCCCCCAGUUCCAACAUUUUUCACUGAGAGGGGACAUGUAUGCAGACCUCAUCUUUCUCCUUCAUUAAUGAUGAUCUUCAGAUUAAACCCUUUGGUGCUAGGAGCUGACAUUUUCCAAAGCAGCCUAUGAAGUCCGGGGACUGGGGGCCCUGUUGCGGAAGCUGGCAGCCAGCCGGCCCCACGGAGCGACCCUGGGGAUGGAUUGGUCACGUGACCUGACAGCUCCCGUGGAAGACUGCGGCAUGACGUGCUGUCACUGUCGAGAUGCAUUGUGCGCAAGAGCGAGUGACUUUCUGAGUAGGAUGAAUCCUAUUCGUACGCAGAUGUCUUAGCCUCGUGACGCUGGAAAUGUGGUCUGUGCAGGAGUCGCCACUGCUGGCGGUGGGCGGGCCACUGGGGCUGAGGGGUUAGAGGGCAUUUUACUAAGGCAGCUAAGACAUACUCAGACCUAGGUGUCACCCUAAGUUUUCGUAUUUCUACCUGAGUGGGGUUCUUCCUCAGCAUCGAGUAGGAAGUUACAGGAGAUGGUAGUUCAUUCUUUCUGACACAUGUAGCUUCACUUUUUUGGUUUUUUCUUCCCUUGGAAUUAUGUUGAAUGUUUCACUUUGACUAUAAAGUAGAUUAGGAGGUAUGUCCUGUAAGUUGUGUCGCAUCCAUUACGUACAGGAGGGACAGAGAGAGGCAGAGAAGGCGGCUGAGGCUGGCUGUUGUUCUCACGGAGCUUCCGUCCCUUUUGAGGGAAAGGGGAGCCCUGUACACUAAGCACUUCGAUAGCUUCCACCCCCCAAACCUUAAGGGGAUUUCCAUGACCCUGGCCGGGGACACUCCUAAAGGUCCGUGACUGCAUGGACGGUGCCCCAGGCUGGCCAAGCCUCCCAGCCUGCUCUCGGGGCCCAGCACUCUCAGCCUCAAGAUCCGCCAGGGGCACAGAGGUGUUCCCUUGGCUCCGAUUUCCAGACUUCCCCCACCUCCCCCACUCUCACUCCCAGGUCUCCAUCCGCUGGCGCCGAGGAGCGACAGGAAAACAGACGUGUGUAGAGGGAGAUUUCUGGAGAUCUCUGCACCUGCCCUCCCAUGGCUGUGGUGUGGGUUGCCGCCAGCUGGGCAAGGCCUGAAACCUGGGAUCAUUCUGUCAGAAUUCGGUUCAGACUUUGUGGACUCCACCCGCACUAACUCUCAUGACGUCUGCCCUCUUGUCCUAAUGCAGCCACCCGGGAGGAAGUUGGCCAUUUCUGCUUGGAUUUCUGGCAGGUUGCUCACAGCUUUGCUUUCAACACUAACUACAUAGCAUUAUUCCAGUAUUUUCCAUUUUCCCGUACCUGAUUUCCAGCUUCUCAGAGCUGACUGUUCUUGCAGGGGCCCCUUGCUUCUCCUAGAGGACGAAGGGUAAGGGCCUCCCUUACUAACUGCAGGGUCCCUGCCCUACACCUCAGCGCACACACUUUGCUGCUACUGUUUGUACUGUCUCCAGUAGAAUUUCCUGAUCUUGCUCCUGGUAGUGCAUUACAGGCAAGCAUGAAAUGUAAAGUAUUUAUUUAAAUAAAAAGAAAACCUCUAAAUUGGUAAUUGAAUUACCUCCCUGUAGCUUUAUAGUUUGUGACAUUUCUUGACCUUGCUAGUUCUUUCAUUAGAUCCGCGCAAGAUCUAGUCAUCUGGUUAAGGAUUUUAAGCAGACGCAACUAUGAACCCAAGAAACUGUAUUACUCUUACUGUUGGUCAUACUAAAACUGUUCAUUUCCUUAAGUAUAUGACCCACAAGGAUGUGAAAUAACUACAAGAAACUGUUUUUGUACACUGUACAUCCUCAGUAUUUUUACACGUCUAUGAUAGGGAUGCACAUUAUUUCCCUUCGUACAGACAGCGUAAAUAAAGCACUAUGCCAAUCUGCUACUUCUCUGUUUAUUGUUGUUGGACAUGGGUCUGUAAUCUCAGAAACUCAUCUUUUCUGGAAAACAAAAGAUCUGUAACAGCUCCAGCUGGUACUCCCCUACCCUCCGUCAAAUGUGACAGGAAAACACGGCAGUUUCUUGUAGCCCCGGACACACACACAGGAUUCUUUUGUUACUUCAGUGACAUGGCAGUAGUGCGGUCGUGCAGACUGAUGCAGGGCCACUUCCUAAGGGGAGAGGUCGGCCGUGCCGCGGUGGGCUCGGGGCAGGUCUCCGUGAAGUCAGGGACGGAGCGGGUCUCCUUGGAGAUGUGUUCAGUGAGACCUAACAGUCUUCAUAGCGGACGGUCUGGACCCAGAACUCUCUUGAGGAGUGUAGCUCAUCGGCGACGUCUUCCUGAUAACGCAAAACUCGCUGUUCCGCACGCCUCCCUUCCGAGGGUGUCUGUCCGCAGGCGAGCGCUGCGGCCGGGGCUGCUCGGCGGGUAGAGCGGCUGCCCCACGGUCUCCUCUCUCUAGAAGCAUUUUGGAUGGGGCCUUUUUCCGAUUUUACCUCAUAAACUUACUAUCGUAGAAACUUGGCUUCUGGGACUAAGCUAAGUAGGGGAAUGGCUUUGGGACCAAAGUGAGUCAGGCAUGCACGUGUGUGUCACACAGCCAAAUCCGAGGGCAUUCUUCCCUGUGCUCUUCUCUCAAAACCACUGGGAUUGACCGGUCCAGGAGGCUAAGAUAAAGUGACCUCUUAACAGUUCUUUAAAGGUGCUAUUUUUAGAAUAUUGUGUCAUUUACUGUAUUCCUAAAACAGUUAGGGACAAUUACCAUACCUUCUGUGACACCCUUUAUGUCUAGCACAUUUGAGAUUGAAAACUGGAUCCAAAUAGACGUUCUGCUCUUCCAGGCUUGAACCUUGUCCGUGGUCAAGAGACUCUUGAACGGCCUUUGCGUGUGUAUCAUCCCACUGCUGCCGCCGCAUCCCCACCCAUCCUGAGAGGCACGGGUGAGGGAUGCUGAGGGUGAGGGCGAGGGUGCAGGGUCGCCGGCGGGGAGAGCAGCCCGAGGUCAGGGCCCUGCAGCCUGCGGUGUUCCGUUGUCCUCCUCACAGACAACCCAGCAUCUUCAGCGCCCAUCUUGAUUCCUUUCCAGCAUCCGAGGGCUUAGCUGUGUAUGGUAGAAACACUAUUUGGAGCAAAAACAGCACUCUGUUUACAGAUCUGGUAGAACUCCAAGUCAGUUCUGUAAUUGCACGAAGUACAUUUUCAGGUUCCUCUCAAACACCGCACAUUGAAGAAGAAACCCGACACCACCAAGCCAAAGACACUUCCUUGUCUGUUUUUGUUGUUAACGGGGCGGACAGGAGAGCAGUGCUUUCUGGGGUCUCCUGACUGUGCAGAGUAGCAGGAUGGUCAAUAAUGGAGUCAUACGGGACGUUGAGUCAGAGCGUAGGAAGUGGAGGGACGGUGUCUAGCCCACGAAGAGGGAGAGAAACGUGAAUGGCAGGAAGAAAGUCUGGUCCUUAAUACCCUUUGGCCUAGUUAAAAUAUGUGCCUUUUUGGUGUGUUUCGUUCAUCACAACAAGGUAAAAAGGAAACGCUUCAAUUCAGGUCUUUACAAAAGUUCAUUUAUUGAAACUCACGUGUGUAACAGGAUACAAAUAAGCAGAUUUAUCAAAACAUAGUUAACUUCAAGCCAUUUCUGCAAACAUGGCCGCAGGAGGUCUCCUGGGCCGGCUCUGCAGCCCGCCCUGGCCACGUGGGCGCCGCGGGGCAGUGGACGCGACUGGCCCGGCCACCGGGAAGGCCGUGGGGCGCUGUGGCAUCUCACAAACAAAUCAGAUGAAUGUAAAUAUCUCUUUGUAAACCAUUUAUUUCACUCUGUUUCAUCCAGGUCAGCAAUCAGAUUGUGGCAUGCUGGGUAACUGGAAAAUAAAAAUGAUAAUAAAAAGUAAGUUUAAAUAGA
Messenger RNA from Suricata suricatta (meerkat), 6995 nucleotides. RefSeq names its product AKT serine/threonine kinase 3 (gene AKT3). The record is from RefSeq and is a predicted model, not a curated record. The coding region runs from base 8 to 1576 and encodes 522 amino acids. The transcript has 14 exons. NCBI's taxonomy places the organism in Eukaryota, Metazoa, Chordata, Mammalia, Carnivora, Herpestidae. Gene Ontology annotation, biological process: protein phosphorylation. Gene Ontology annotation, molecular function: protein serine/threonine kinase activity; ATP binding.